AUGUCAGGUGGCUUGGAUAUGUCACUUGAUGAUAUCAUCAAAUCUAAUCGAAAACCUACGGGAUCUCGUGGCCGAGGCAACGGUGGGAGUAGUAGCGGUGGUCGCGUAUUCGGUGGUACCGGUUCCGGUCCGUCUCGCCGAUUUGCUAACCGCGUAGGAAACAGAGCGGCUCCGUACUCAAGGCCGGUACAACAACAAGCUCAUGACGCCAUGUGGCAGAACGACGUUUUCGCGACUGACGCGUCUGUGGCGGCGGCUUUUGGGCAUCAAUCGGCAGGCAUUGGCGGUUCCUCAAUCGAGACUGGAACUAAGCUCUACAUUUCCAACUUGGAUUACGGUGUCUCCAACGAGGAUAUCAAGGAGCUCUUCUCUGAGGUUGGGGACCUUAAGCGAUACGGGAUUCACUACGAUAGGAGUGGACGAUCCAAGGGUACUGCUGAGGUUGUUUAUUCACGGCGUGGUGAUGCUUUGGCUGCUGUGAAGCGUUACAACAAUGUUCAAUUGGAUGGAAAGCUGAUGAAGAUAGAGAUUGUUGGAACUAAUCUUUCAGCUCCGGCACCUCCAAUUCUUGCUACAGCUCAGAUUCCUUUCCCUACUAAUGGGAUCCUUGGGAACUUUACUGAGAACUACAAUGGCAACUUCAAUGGGAAUUUCAACGGAAACUUCAGAGGAAGAGGAAGAGGCGGUUUUAUGGGACGGCCUCGUGGUGGUUUCGGCGGUGGUAACUUCAGAGGUGGUAGGGGAGCUAGAGGCGGAGGAGGUGGUGGUCGUGGCAGUGGAAGAGGACGUGAUGAAAAGGUAUCUGCAGACGACCUUGAUGCUGAACUGGACAAGUACCACAAAGAGGCAAUGGAAACAAGUUGA
Molecule: messenger RNA, 864 nt
Organism: Microthlaspi erraticum
Lineage: Eukaryota; Viridiplantae; Streptophyta; Magnoliopsida; Brassicales; Brassicaceae
Source: the annotation of a GenBank genome assembly